Molecule: messenger RNA, 747 nt
Organism: Echinostoma caproni
Lineage: Eukaryota; Metazoa; Platyhelminthes; Trematoda; Plagiorchiida; Echinostomatidae
Source: the annotation of a GenBank genome assembly
AUGGCGAGCACGGGAAAGAUGUCGUUGAAGAGAAAGUUCGUUCAAGCUGGGGUUUUCAAGGCCGAGCUUGAUGAGUUUCUAAAGCGUGAACUUGCUGAGGAUGGUUACAGUGGAGUUCAGGUGCGAGAAUGUCGCAAAUACACCGAAGUGAUUAUUCUGGCAACAAAAACCCAAAGUGUUUUGGGAGAGGGAUCGCGUCGAAUUCGUGAACUGACCUCUGUUUUGCAAAAGCGAUUUGGCUUUCAGGAAGGUGCAUUGCAACUGUUCACCGAAAAAAUGACCUACCGUGGUCUGAGUGCUAUCGCUCAGGCGGAGUCGCUCCGUUACAAGUUGACAUAUGGCCUCCCUGUCCGAAAGGCUUGCUAUGGCAUACUUCGAUUCAUCAUGGAGUCCGGAGCCCGGGGUGCGGAAGUAAUUGUUUCCGGGAAGAUCAAGGGACAGCGUGCUAAAUCGAUGAAGUUCUCUGAUGGUCUGAUGAUUCAUUCCGGGGAUCCUGUAAAUUCCUAUAUUGACAAGGCUGUCCGUCACGUUUUACUACCACAAGGAAUCCUGGGCAUCAAAGUAAAGAUUAUGAUGAAUCACGACAGCACCGGUAGGACUGGUCCUCGAAAGCCCUUGCCUGAUACGGUCACCAUCCUUGGCGCCAAGGAGGAAACAAACCCGACUGUACCUUAUUCGGAAAACAAGAUCGGAGUUCCCUAUAUUCCGGUUGAACUGCAACGUAUUGUUCAGCUAGUGCUAAAAUGA